Coregonus clupeaformis (lake whitefish) is the source of this 2602-nucleotide messenger RNA. RefSeq names its product nucleolysin TIA-1. NCBI's taxonomy places the organism in Eukaryota, Metazoa, Chordata, Actinopteri, Salmoniformes, Salmonidae. The transcript has 12 exons. The coding region runs from base 241 to 1413 and encodes 390 amino acids. Gene Ontology annotation, molecular function: RNA binding. The record is from RefSeq and is a predicted model, not a curated record.
GCGACCGUGGACAUCCGCUUUGAUUUUCCGCCAUCUUCCAUUCGGUUGUGCAUCCAUUGUUCAUACAAGCUAAUGACGGCUGGUUUGCACAGUCAGCGACAGGUGAUUUGUGCCCCUUUUUAUAACAACUUCUGUAAGUCUACAUGAACAUUAUCAGAAAGUCACAUAUUUAGAAAGUGCGUGUGUAUCCCUCAACAUACCAUACACGGAUUACUCACGCAGGGCGCGACCUACGAAAACAUGAUGAUGAUGGACGACGAACAGCCCAAAACCCUGUAUGUAGGGAACCUGUCCAGGGAUGUCACUGAGCCCCUCAUCCUACAGGUUUUCACACAGAUCGGCCCCUGCAAGAGCUGUAAAAUGAUUUUUGAUACUGCAGGCAAUGACCCAUAUUGCUUUGUGGAGUUCUAUGAACACAGGCAUGCUGCUGCUUCGCUGUCUGCCAUGAAUGGACGUAAAAUUAUGGGUAAGGAGGUUAAAGUCAACUGGGCCACAACGCCAAGCAGUCAGAAAAAAGACACGAGCAAUCAUUUCCAUGUCUUUGUCGGAGACCUCAGCCCCGAAAUCACCACAGAUGAUGUCAAAGCUGCCUUCGGCCCAUUUGGGAGGAUAUCGGAUGCUCGCGUGGUCAAAGAUAUUGCCACAGGGAAAUCUAAAGGCUAUGGCUUUGUCUCUUUCUUCAACAAGUGGGAUGCAGAGAAUGCCAUUCAGCAGAUGGGUGGCCAAUGGCUAGGCGGCAGACAGAUCAGGACCAACUGGGCCACUAGAAAACCCCCAGCCCCUAAAACCACCUAUGAAACCAACACCAAGCACCUGGCCUUUGAUGAGGUAGUGAACCAGUCCAGCCCCAGUAACUGCACUGUGUACUGUGGAGGAGUCAGCACCGGUCUAACAGAACAAUUGAUGAGACAGACCUUCUCCCCCUUUGGACAAAUCAUGGAAAUCCGUGUGUUCCCAGACAAAGGAUAUUCCUUUGUGAGGUUUAACUCUCACGAGGGAGCAGCCCAUGCCAUUGUGUCUGUGAAUGGGACUUCGUUAGAGGGACAUAUGGUGAAGUGUUACUGGGGUAAAGAGACCCCGGACAUGAUGAGCCCUAUGCAGCAGGUUCAGCAAGUUCCCCAGAACAAAGUGGGCUUUGCAGCCCAGCCCUACGGCCAGUAUGCCCAGUGGUAUGGCAACGCCCAGCAGAUUGGCCAGUACGUCCCCAACGGGUGGCAGGUACCCACCUAUGGGGUUUACGGCCAGGCCCAGGCCUGGAACCAGCAGGGUUUUCAUCACUUACCGGCCAGUGCUGGGUGGACAGGCGUGAGUGCCCUCAGUAAUGGUGGGGUUAUGGAAGCUACACAGGGAUUGAAUGGGAGUAUGCUAGCAAACCAGGCCAGUAUGGGAGCCACAGGAUACCCCACACACUGAUUGGGUGGGGGAUCAACUCUUUACUGGCUACUGGAGCACCACAGGGAUCUGUGUUAUAUCCCCUCCACUUGUGGCAGACUAAGACUUGUUGGUACAUGGAAUUUGAAAGGGAAGUUGACCUCUACUAAAGCCCAUGAAACUGAUUUCAUGGGAGGUUAAGGGGAGCCAUGGAGGACUGGAAUAAACCACACAGGUAUUAUGCUGCCCUUGUGUUAGACGGACUGUACAUGGCCAGUGCGGUACCAUUUUAAAUUUACUGUAAAUUAAUAUAACUUAAGGAGGGACUUGAGUGUCUCAAACCCAUUUUCAUAAGGACUCUUGAACAGUCAAAGUAAAUUGCUUGUGAAUUUUUAAGAUUAAUAAGCCAUUUAGAGUUUGAUGCAAUGAAUCAUGUAAAAAGUAAUGGACCUUCACCUUUUUUUGUUUGAGGUAAUAAAAUGGAUAACUUUUUUUCUCGCAUUUUGUUUUCAAUUCAACCAAUUGCAGGGAUAGAUGCCACUUCUUUCUUUCUGUAAGGGCAGACAAAUAUUGCACAGUAUUCUCUUGUAUUUUUACAAAUUUGAUUUCCAAGAGGUUUCUUUUUGCAUUCCACCUUUCCUCUUUGUUUCUUUUGGAUGGCCUCAAAACAUUUGCUUAAUUUGUAAAUAACCUUACCUUGAUUUCAAGCUGUAUAAAGGAAAAUGCAAAUGUUCACGAAGGGAGCUUGCUUUGCUUUCUUUGUUUUUGUUUUGAUAACUGAAGAAAUUAAACAUUUUUAGUAGUAGCAUUAUCAAAUGCAUAUCCAUAGUAACUGGCACAGAGAUACAUGUACUUCCAGGAAGGGAAAAGAAAGCAUUGCUAUGCAGUGUAAAAAUGAACACAAUUUUGACUUUGAAUAGUAAUUCUGUGCAUAAAUUUGAGUUUUCUGCCAUUUUCUAUGAAGUAAGAUCAGUAUUAUUUAUGGAAAAACCUGAAUGAAUCAGAAAUGUGCACUGUCGCCCCUUGGACAUGUAUUAAUACCAGAGGGACCAGACCCAUUGUGUUGAUUUUAACGGGCACAAUAUCAUUAAAGAUUAGACAGUGCCUACAGAUAUUUUCAGACCUUUAGUUUUGAAAAGUGUUAUACUCUGGGGUUUGAUAAUGUUUCUGCUACUGUAAUAACCAAUGUGUUCUUGCUUUGUCCAAUUAAAAUGCUGAUGUGCAUAAACAA